GGGGCUCUGGUGGGGAGGAGUCAGCCCCGGAAGGCGACUAUAAAAAGCGUCGGCUGGCAGCUCGGAGCUACUAAGCCAGUGAGCGCACGGAGUCGAGCGCGGAGCGCCUUCUGCGCUGAGUGGCAGUGGUCUGGUGCUGGGGGAGCACUGUGCCGGAGUGAGGUCGGAAUCUUCACUCCACUUCCCGCGAGCUCCUGUCCCGCUUGCUUACGCUCAGGAGCUCAACGCGUGGGAUCAGAUACCAGACUCCGGGAUGCUGUACUCCAGACCCCCGAGGCGUGGCAGGAUCUCAGUCAUCAACCUGAGAUGUUGAGGACACCAUCGCCCGGGGAAUGCAUUCGACGGGAGGUGGAUCUCUGCUUUGCUUAGCUUGUGCCCCUGUGAAUGGCACCAGAUGUUCACACAAACAACAGUGUCUCAUGGAAGACAGAGGAUCCCUAGGCAGGUCUCACAAGGAGCUCGGUGCAGGGAACGCGCCUACCCUGUGGCUAAUGGUGAGCUUCGCAAAUCUGCACCUUGUCACGACCACGUAAGCAAGGUCUCCUGGGUCGCCUAGCCUGACUCUGCCCUCCCAGCGAUACGCUGGCACCGGGCGGGAGGAGAUGAUCUGAUGUUAGACGACCUCAGUGGUCUCUGCUGUUAUUUAAACAAACACUAAGCUUGGCAGCACUGCCGGAACAUUGGUGACCCCUGGCAACAGACAUCAUCUGCAAGAAGGUUCGCGCAAGAUUGACAGAAAAACCAAGGUCUCCAUAAGGCACAAACCUGAGUUGUCCACGGUUCUCAAGCUCUCCUCUCUGGGAACGAGGUCGGGCGACAUCUCGGAAUGAACCCCAGAGAAAGCGUGUGCUCCUGACAAGAGCGUUGCGCCGGUGUUAGCCAAGAACUGGACAUUCUACCCGCACCAGGUCUGAGGUUCUCAGUACUGCUCCGAACAGCCAACUCUGACCACAGAUCAGAAGGAUUCUUUGUUUCCUCCACUUGAAAGGGAUGAAGUCCAGGAGCAUCCCUCAGAUGCUGGGAGUUUUCUGUGACUCUCCUCAGCUGGUGAUGUCACUACAACAGAAGUGUAUUCCCAACUCAUGCUGAAGUCUGGGCUGUCUUCUUUGUGCUAGUGUUCAGUCUCCUGGGUCCCUGUGGCUUCCAGCAUGACGGCUGUGUUCCUGGAUGAAGAGAGCAGCAGAAGGGCUCCUGACUGCUCGUCAUAGGUCAGAAGCACUUCAAGAGAGGAGAUGAUCUGUGCUUGCACCUCUGUGAAGGCACUGUCACAGGAAUGAACCACUUGGAACAUGCUUGGGGUACAGGUCUUCUGCAGAGAAGCUUCUCAGAACUGCUGUUCUCAAUUGAAUGUGGUGACAACCCCGGGACUCCAAGACAGUCAUAGAAGGAUUGACAAAGCUCCUGUACCUGGCAUUCAUGAACUCUCAUUCUGUUGUUCCUGCAUCUCCAAGGCUGGCACAGCAGCUCCAUUGGGAACACUGGACACCUAGCAACUUGGUUUGUUACCGUGAACAUAUGCGAUGACCUGAAGUGUAGGUCUGACAAGGAAACCGUAUGAUUCUUCUCACAUGCUGAUGGAGUUCCCACACCCUUCAGGCACAGGCCAGCCGAGACCAUCAUGACCGAUGUCUUUGCAACCCUGUAGCCUGACCAGUGUAGAGUCAGCUGACUACCCCCAAGAAGUCCCCAACAUCAUUCCCUGCGAGCUCUUCUGAGGCCUUCCACAGCUGAAACCCGCUUCCAGCCUGUCUUACCAACAAAGAAGCUUAAUUCCAACCUCACUGCCAGAAGCUUCAGUGGCCAGCUGAAAGUGCUGUCCUUGGUAGACAGUUCCCAAGAGAAACCUGGACAUCUGUAGGAUCCACAGCAGCAGGACCGUCUCCCGGCCCUGGGAGUUACUCUGUGCUGGAAAGCUUGAAGUCUGUGUGUUCUGCAAUGUGGCAGUUAUGGGCAUAGGGGCCUCUCUACCCCCUGUGGCUCAGACACUGGAGAGAACACUGUCGAAGGUGUAAUAACAGGAAAGGGUACUGGGCAGUGCUCCCUUCUGUGGAAGUGUUCUUACAUGAGAACUGUGAGGUCUUCACAAGUCCAUCCUGGGGAAUGUUCUCCUACCUCGUACUGUCCCACCAGGUUCCAUCAUAAAGUGAGGGUGCCAAUUGUUCAGGUCUGACUUCCCUGGAGAAUGUGGCCCAGUGAGGUUAUAAGGCUCGUUGGCAGCUGGUGGCAGGUUGCCUUUGUUUUCUCUCUAAGCCGGCUGAGACCUGAGAAGGGUGCUAUGUCUUUCCCCUGAGGUCUGGAUGGUCUGAGGUCACUGCCAUCCCUCUUCAAGUUAUGAAGCACUCCUCUCUGGGAGCCAUAGGAAAGGUGGCCUCCCAGAUGUGAGAGACAAGUGCCCCUGUUGUUCUAGCAGAGCCGGUCUGGGUCGGGCAGGGUGCUGGAAGAGGACACACGGGCUUUGAUUCUGAAUUGUUUCUUCCUCCCAAACCCUCCUCCCAGCCCACCUGUGCAGAAGGUCCCCUCUUCCUGCCUCGGUUGGCUGAGCUAGCACAAAGAGCUUCACUGAGCUCAGGGUCAGGGGCAUCAGAUUAGCCACCGAGCAGGCCUGAGAGGUGGAGCCUCUGUGAGCCACUUUCUUGGGAUAAUGUCUGCUUGUUCUGGGCACAAACACAGGUCUGUUGGGAAGGACCUGGGGAGACGACUCAGAAACUAGAGCUACCCUUCCCAAAGCUCAGGCAGAUCUCUGGGCACAAAGACAAAGACAAAACAAAACAAAACCAAGAAUCUGUGCUGUUAAAAUUCCCAUCCUGAUGUUUAUCUAGAUUCCUGUAGUCACCUUCUACAUGAGUAAAAAGUAAAAUGAAUCAAUCACAGAACAAAUCUUUAAAAAAACACAAGUUUAAUAAAAGAAAUUACAUUGUCUCAACCUAAGAAUGAGUCCACACCCAGAGUUAUUUCUGCCCUGGAUUUCUUCUCAUUAGCUUUGCUGUUCUCAGUGCUUGGUUCCUACUACAUGACUCAUGAGAGUUACUGGAGGUCCAGCCAUCAUAUCUGCAUCCCAGCCAUCAGAUAGGCAGAAGAAAGGAAGGGAAGUUUUUUUUUUUUUCCUUUCCCUCAAGGGCAUUUGCUGGAAAUCUGCUUUAUUGAUUGAACUUAAUCCCAAGGCCACAGGGAAACUGAAGAGUGCGCUGCCUAUUCAAGGUGGCUAGGCACCCACAUAAAAAUUAGGGGUUCUGUUACUGGGCAAAGACGAGACAGAUGAGCAGCACACACUGACGACAUCAAGUUCAAAGAUCAGACGAUCUACUAUGUCCCGCAUUAGGCAACAAGGUCCAGAGAAGUCCGUGAAUCAGCAGAGAGCACACCAGCAAGCCUGUGGCAGUGGAUUCCCAACUUACGUUUGGUUUCUUCUGUUUCUGGGCUUAAGUAGAAAGACUCUAUUUCAAAGGGAGGGAGCUUGAGGGCCACUCAGCUGAGAGCCUCGGGACAGAGACAGAAUGGUGACCGAGUUUGCGUGUCCAGAUCUGCCUGGCCCUGAGUCAUGGGAGCAAGGUGUUGGAAUGAGAGCUGCUGGGAGCCACAAUGUCUCCCUCAAGAUUGUGCUGGCCAUGGGCUGCCUCCUUCUGGUCGGCUUUUCGGGGGCUGCAUCUGCAGUGACAACUGAGUGUCCUGACCAGAGUCCUGAGCUGCAGCCUUGGAGCCCUGGCCAUGACAGAAACCAUCAAGUACACAUUGGCCAUGGCAGGAAACUACUGCUCACCUCUUCUGCCACCGUUCACUCCAUCACUAUCUCAGGGGGAGGAAAGCUCGUCAUUAAAGACCGCCAUGAGCACAUCGUGCUGCGCACGCGGCACAUCCUGAUUGAUGAUGGUGGAGAACUGCAUGCUGGGAGUGCCCUCUGUCCUUUUGAGGGCAACUUCAGUAUUGUGCUGUAUGGAAGAGCCGAUGAAAGCAUCCCGCCGGACCCUUACUAUGGCCUGAAGUACAUCGGAGUGGGCAAAGGAGGCACUCUUGAGUUGCAUGGGCAGAAAAAGCUUUCCUGGACUUUUCUAAACAAGACCCUUCAUCCGGGUGGCAUGCAGGAGGGAGGAUAUUUUUUUGAAAGGAGCUGGGGUCACCGUGGAGUCAUUGUUCAUGUCAUUGACGCCAAAUUGGGCACAGUUGUCCAUUCUGAUCGGUUUGACACUUACAGAUCCAAGAAAGAGAGCGAACGUCUGGUCCAGUAUUUAAAUGCAGUGCCUGAUGGCAGGAUUCUUUCUGUCGCAGUGAAUGACGAAGGUUCUAGAAACCUGGAUGACACAGCCCGGAAAGCAAUGACCAAACUGGGCAGCAAGCACUUCCUCCACCUUGGAUUUAGACACCCUUGGAGCUUCAUCACUGUGAAAGGAAAUCCCUCCUCUUCAGUUGAAGACCACAUUGAAUACCAUGGUCACAAAGGCUCGGCUGCUGCCCGGGUUUUCAAACUGUUCCAGACAGAGCAUGGCGAACACUUCAAUGUUUCUUCAUCCAGCGAAUGGGUUCAAGAUGUGGAAUGGACAGAGUGGUUUAACCAUGAUAAGGUGCCUCAGAGCAAAGGUGGGGAGAAAAUCUCAGAUCUGCGAGCAGCUUAUCCAGGAAAAAUCUGCAAUCGACCCAUUGAUAUACAGGCCACAACAAUGGAUGGAGUUGCCCUCAGCACUGAGGUUGUCUACAAAAAUGGCCAAGAUUACAGGUUUGCUUGCUACACCCGGGGCAGAGCCUGCCGCAACUAUCGAGUGAGAUUCUUAUGCGGAAAACCUGUGAGGCCAAAGCUCACGGUUAGCAUCGACACCAACGUAAACAGCACAAUCCUGAGUCUGGUGGACAAUGUGCGGUCCUGGAGGCCUGGAGACACCCUGGUCGUCGCCAGCACUGACUACUCGAUGUACCAGGCAGAAGAGUUCCAGGUGCUCCCCUGCAAAGCAUGCACCUCUACACAGGUCAAAGUGGCAGGGAAGCCCCAAUACCUACAUAUCGGGGAAGAGAUUGAUGGCGUAGACAUGCGGGCUGAGGUCGGACUUCUGACUCGGAACAUUGUGGUGAUGGGGGAGAUGGAGGACAGAUGCUAUCCCUACAGCCAUCAUAUCUGUGACUUCUUUGACUUCGAUACCUUUGGGGGCCACAUCAAGUUUGCACUGGGGUUUAAAGCAACCCACUUGGAGGGUGUGGAGCUGAAGUACAUGGGGCAGCAGCUGGUGGGCCAGUACCCAAUUCACUUUCACCUGGCUGGAGAUUUGGAUGAACAGGGAGGCUAUGACCCACCUACGUACAUCAGGGACCUCUCCAUUCAUCACACAUUCUCCCGCUGCGUCACUGUCCAUGGCUCCAAUGGUCUGUUGAUCAAGGAUGUUGUGGGCUAUAAUUCUUUGGGCCACUGCUUCUUCACCGAAGAUGGGCCAGAGGAACGCAACACUUUUGACCACUGCCUUGGCCUCCUUGUUAAGUCAGGGACCCUCCUCCCAUCGGAUCGGGAUAGCAGGAUGUGCAAAGUGAUCACAGAGGACUCAUACCCAGGAUACAUCCCCAAGCCCAGGCAGGACUGCAAUGCUGUGUCCACAUUUUGGAUGGCAAAUCCCAACAACAAUCUCAUCAACUGUGCAGCUGCGGGGUCUGAGGAAACUGGGUUUUGGUUCAUUUUUCACCAUGUGCCGACAGGCCCCUCCGUGGGAAUGUACUCCCCAGGUUAUUCUGAGCACAUCCCACUGGGGAAGUUCUACAACAACCGAGCACAUUCUAACUACCGGGCCGGCAUGAUCAUAGACAAUGGAGUCAAGACCACUGAGGCCUCAGCCAAGGACAAGCGGCCCUUCCUCUCCAUCAUCUCUGCCAGGUACAGCCCCCACCAGGAUGCAGACCCACUGAAACCCCGAGAACCAGCCAUUAUCCGACACUUCACCGCCUACAAGAACCAGGAUCAUGGAGCCUGGCUGCGGGGUGGGGAUGUGUGGCUGGACAGCUGUCGGUUUGCUGAUAAUGGCAUCGGUCUGACCCUGGCCAGUGGUGGAACCUUCCCAUAUGAUGAUGGCUCGAAGCAGGAGAUAAAGAACAGCUUGUUUGUUGGUGAAAGUGGCAAUGUGGGCACAGAAAUGAUGGACAACAGGAUCUGGGGCCCAGGUGGCUUGGACCACAGUGGAAGGACCCUCCCUAUUGGCCAGAAUUUUCCAAUUAGAGGAAUUCAGUUCUACGAUGGCCCCAUCAACAUCCAGAACUGCACCUUCCGAAAGUUUGCAGCCCUCGAGGGCAGACACACUAGUGCCUUGGCCUUCCGCCUAAACAAUGCCUGGCAAAGCUGUCCUCACAACAAUGUGACCAACAUUGCCUUUGAGGAUGUCCCGAUUACUUCCAGAGUGUUCUUCGGAGAGCCCGGGCCCUGGUUCAACCAGCUGGACAUGGAUGGGGACAAGACAUCUGUGUUCCAUGAUCUGGACGGCUCUGUGUCGGAGUACCCUGGCUCCUAUCUCACUAAGGACGACAAUUGGCUGGUUCGACACCCAGACUGCAUCAACGUCCCAGACUGGAGAGGGGCCAUCUGCAGCGGGCGCUAUGCACAGAUGUACAUCCAGGCCUACAAAAGCAGCAAUCUGCGCAUGAAGAUCAUCAAGAACGACUUCCCCAGCCAUCCCCUCUACCUGGAGGGGGCCCUCACCAGGAGCACCCACUACCAGCAGUAUCAGCCUGUCAUCACCCUGCAGAAGGGCUAUACCAUCCACUGGGACCAGACGGCCCCUGCUGAGCUUGCCAUCUGGCUCAUCAACUUCAACAAGGGUGACUGGAUCCGAGUGGGGCUCUGCUACCCAAGAGGCACCACCUUUUCCAUCCUUUCAGAUGUUCACAAUCGCCUGCUAAAGCAAACGUCCAAGACUGGGACCUUCGUGAGGACUCUGCAGAUGGACAAAGUUGAGCAGAGCUAUCCUGGCAGGAGCCACUACUACUGGGAUGAGGAUUCUGGGUUGCUCUUCUUGAAGCUAAAAGCCCAGAAUGAAAGGGAGAAAUUUGCUUUCUGCUCCAUGAAGGGCUGUGAGAGAAUCAAGAUCAAAGCUCUGCUCCCAAGGAAUGCAGGCAUCAGCGACUGCACAGCUACUGCUUACCCCAGGUUCACUGAGAGGGCCGUAGUGGAUGUGCCAAUGCCCAGGAAGCUGUUCGGGGCUCAGCUGAAGACAAAAGACCACUUCCUGGAAGUGAAGAUGGAAAGUUCCAGGCAACAUUUCUUUCACCUUCGGAAUGACUUCGCUUAUAUUGAAGUGGAUGGGAGGAGGUACCCUUGCUCAGAAGAUGGCAUCCAGAUAGUGGUGAUUGAUGGGAGUCGAGGUCAUGUGGUAAGCCUCGGUAGCUUCAGAAAUGCCAUUCUGCAGGGCAUACCAUGGCAACUCUUCAACUACGUGGCGGCUAUCCCUGACAAUUCCAUAGUGCUCAUGGCAUCAAAGGGCAGAUACAUCACCAGAGGCCCAUGGACCAGGGUGCUGGAAAAGCUUGGAGCAGACAAAGGUCUCAAGUUGAAAGAAAAGAUGACAUUUGUCGGCUUCAAAGGCAACUUUCGACCCAUCUGGGUGACUCUGGAAACGGAGGACCACAAGGCCAAAAUCUUCCAAGUGGUGCCCAUUCCUGUGGUGAGAAAGAAGAAGUUGUAAGAAGAUUUGCCACUUGGUACCACCCCAGGCUGGACCCAUACAGCAACUGGGGACAGGAUGGCUAGGUCCCCUCAUUUUCAGCUCUGCUGGGCUAAGGGACAAAUAUCAGAGACCUUGGUGCUGCCACCUGCCCCUACUCAAGUCUACCUGCAGCCUCUGGGCAGUGUUGGCCGAUGCUACAACCUCCUCUUGGGUGCUUCUCUCCUACCUGUACCUCAGCAGCAGGCAUGGGGACCAUACAAAGAGACCUGGGUUGUGCUGGCAGCAAAGGGCCAUUUGGACAGGAGUCUGAACCCACCUAGGGGAUGGUCUGGAUAAUGGGACCACUCACAGUUUUCCACAGUCACUUUCAGAUUCAUUAAGUGGCAGAUGGAGGGGGUACCUCUUUAUUCCUGUAAGCGAGGGUCUGGCUUCCUGGGUUUAGGAGCUGGAGUGCAGACAGAGCUGUCCAGUGUGGCAGACAACACUGGGGAGGAGACGGAACCCUGUCUACAGGGGAUGCUUGUUCAAGAGACUUCAGCUGGCACAUUGGAACAGGGACUAGGUGGCUGCUGUUUGUCCCUCCUGAGAUUGUAGAAUCUCUAUUGUGUUUUGCUCUGUGCCUGGAGCCCAUCAGUAGAAAUAAUCAUUGUAGCUGACAUCUCCACUGAGUACCCUGGAUAUAAUAAAUGGAGCGGUGAAAACUCACCCCUGGGAGUCAGCUGGUGACAGGCAGCCAGGUCUCAGCACACUCUGAUACCAGGUUGAGAGCCCAGAAAGAUGUGACACAGUUGAGCAGAGGUAGAGUGGAGGAGGGGAACUUCACCACACCAAGAAUGUGGGGAAGGCUUCUUCUGAGAGGUGGUGGUUCUGGCAGGAGUGAAGGACAGAGAUGAUGGAGAGAGAUGAAGUAGCCUCUGGCAUGGCUCAGAAGCGAAGGCUUUCCUGCCACCACCUGCAGCAUCUGAGUCAUGUCAGGUCACCUCUUACCCUAAGCAGCUGACUCACUUGUGAUAGAGAAGUAGAGUCUGCAAAAGAGAAAUGGAUUGCAUUGCAAUGCACAGAGCCUUAUUCGGAUUGGUCUCCAACCAGCUCUCUCUGACUCAGAGAGGUGGGAGUGGAGUUCACACACAGGCCUGAGGCUCUACAAUGGGUCUCUAGUGCACUUCAGUCAGGAAAUCUGAGCAUGCUCACAUCAUAGUGAACCUGGAGUGUCAGAGAUGGAGAGGACCUUGGGGGCCCUCAAGGGCCAUCUAGUCCAUCACUUUGUACCUACAUCUGAGGAAAAUGGUAUGAACCACAGUCAGGUCUGCGAGCCCCAAGCUCUGUACCCACUGCCACACCAUACUGCCUCUGUGGCUAGCCUGGGAUGUCCAGUAUUCCCAAGAUAGCGUUUGGAAGGGAGUAUAGUCCCUAGAAGGGGAGAAAAGGUCCAGAAUAUAAUGGCCUUUUUAAAAGGGCUUUUCCUACUUGCCCCUCAGUACACACUGCCCACUCUCCUCUUGGCAGCAGCCCUGCCACUUUCUUUACACUGCCAGCCACAUGUGGACAUGGGCUACUCAUGACUGUGGAAUUCUCUUGGUGCCACCUUAUUCCUCAGUGGUGCUGGUAUGCCCAAUGGAUAGCAUCAAGAUAUGCCAAUGUGUUUUUGUUGGGCCAGUUGGUUCCUUGUGGGGAUCUGAGAGUGGUUGACUCCAGUCCAGGGUCUUUCAGUUUCUAUUCACUCUGUCUGAGCAAACAGCUUCAAUGCCCGGAUGAGUGGAAACUAUCCAUGCUCAGUAAUCUUCUGCGACAUCAGGGUUUCUCUGUGUUUCAUGAAUGGAAUUGGUUCCCUUUCCUCCACAACCACAAACUCAUUCUUUCAAAGAAGACUUGCUUUGGUCCCCUCUGUCCAGUGGUGUCAAGGAGCCUUAGUCCCAGAGUCCACUCUCCAGGUUGAGCCAACUCCCAGAGGGUCUUUCCCACUGAAUGGGUCUUCCAGCUGCUGGGAAGUGGCUGUGGAGCCACGCCUCUUAAGACACAGUGGCUUCAGUUGCCAAUGUCAGAGGGAAGACCUCUUCUGGGGAGAUGAGUGGGGAGGGGAGGGGAUAAAAGUGACCUCAUGUUUUUUCUUGUGUAAGUUUCAUUGAAUUUUUAAUGCGAGGGUCUCACACUGUGAACCACUUAAGACGCGAUCACUUUCAGGUGGCCAUGAAUGUUGAAUGUCUUUGGCUCAGUUCAUUUCAGCAAAUACCUAUUGGAAAGUUCUCCGGGUUGUACAUAUGUUGAACAGUACAGUGUUCUGUACAGAAAGCGUUCUUUCCUAAAGCAUCCAACAAGAGUCGAUGUACAGGCAUUUUCUUGGUAGCACAAGUGUCUUUCUUGCUUAGAAAGUUGCUCUUGUCCUUUCUGUUCACCAGCCUUGCCAUUGAGUCAGGGGCCUUUGAUUGAAAGGCCCAUCUGUCCCGUUGGCUAAAUAGCUGGCCCUUCCUCGUGAAUUGGAUGCACAGCAUGUUUUGUAUGUAAAUGUUCCUUAUAGGUGUCACCAUGAACAAAGAUAUAUUUUCUAUUUAUUUAUUAUAUGUUCACUUCAAGAAGUCACUGUCAGAGAAGUGAAGAGUCAUUUUAAAUAUUAUAUUAGAGGAUGUCCUUUGGACUACCGGGAGGAGAUGUCAGCUCUGGUUUGGAAAAAUCCUGCUGUACCAUAUUAAACAUACGAAAGAUGUCA
Rattus norvegicus (Norway rat) is the source of this 10329-nucleotide messenger RNA. NCBI's taxonomy places the organism in Eukaryota, Metazoa, Chordata, Mammalia, Rodentia, Muridae. The record is from RefSeq and is a predicted model, not a curated record.